AUGGCCGAUCCACGCCAUGGCUCUUACAGGGAUUUGGCUAAGAACUUCCAAACGGAGCUAGAUUUUGUGAUUGAGCAGGGUAUCUAUAAACCAAUAUUUUUAUACCAUAUUGUCAUUAUCCAUGCUUUGCCCAUUAUAGGCCUCGUCAUUCCUUCAAGCAGAGGCGGGAAAUAUUUUCGGAAAGUGCUGUUUGCCCUUUGCGUCGGUAUUGCAAUUGAAAUCUUGCAGAACAGACGCGCCGUUGUUGGAGGAAAUGGCUAUAUGCUUGGUCUGAUGACAGCAUGGUGGCUAAUAUGGACUGCUACGUUGUUUAUCUUCACAAAUAUCGAACGUGACUUCAAGCGAAUUGAACGAAAGCCUGGUGUCCAGCACCAGAAAAGUACACAUUUCAACAAAAAUACAAACAGCGUUGCUGAAGAGCCGCUUGAUUUGAGCAUUUCACUAUCUGAACAACAGGAUACCAAUGCUUUUCUUUGGCAGUCUUACCCUCCAAAGUUUUCGCAUCGCCUCGAUUGGUCUGUCGGGCUGCUCUUUAACCUGAGAGGACCAGAAUGGAAUUGGCGAGUACCACAUCUGGUUCCUCUUCCACGCUCAAUUCACAGACAAUUGCAUUCAGGAUUUUCAGAAAAGAUCAAUGCACAGGAAGACUCAACUUAUCCCACCGGGCAAGAGAGGCUUUGGGCUGCAUUUCGCAAAUUCGUCAUAGGAUAUCUUGUUUUGGAUUUCUUGAAGAUCAUCUUAAUGUCAGAUCCCUAUUUUCGAGGCAUCGCCCCAGCAAACUCACUCUCGCCGCCACCAUUCCCAUUCUAUUAUUUCCCAGGCCUCGCAGUCCACCCCGUCCUAGCACAGCUCUGCCGCACUAUAUACAGCGCUGGGGCCGUCUUCUUUGCUCUCGAGGUUGUGACGUCCUUGAACCCCUUGUUCUUCCUGGGAUUGUCUCUCGUAUUCCCCAACGGAGCCCGGAAUCUCACCGCCGCACCGCUCGGUGCUUCAUGGUUGUAUUCGGAUGCAUUCGGACCAUUCGUUCAGUCGGUCCUUGAUUAUGGCCUGGCAGGCUGUUGGGGCCGAUGGUGGCACCAGCUUUUCCGGAAUGGAUUCAUGAACACAGCGCGCUGGAUUCUCUCCCUGCUUCCCGCUAGCUUAGUGUCUCACCCGCAGUUCAGACGCGUUACGUACGUGGUGGUGGCUUUCUGUACAAGCGGCUUUGUCCAUGCUUGUGGAAGCCAUACCCAAUUAGCAAGUACAUAUCCUGUGUCGGGGCCGUUUUUGUUUUUCACUUUGCAGAGUUUCGCAAUUUUGGCUGAGCAGGUUUUCAAGACGGUUAUCUUCCCAAUAUUACCCCUUGGUGGUACACCGAGAUGGCUAAGACGGACAGCAAACUUCUUGUUUGUCUUUUGUUGGCUGAUGGUUUCGGGUCGUUUCGUUGCGGACGAUUUUGCGAGGGGAGGUCUGUGGUUGAUGGAACCGGUUCCAGUUAGCCCACUGCGUGGUCUAGGAUUUGGAUCGCCAGGUGAAGGGUGGUGGUGUUGGAGAGAUCCGUGGUUCCGAUAUUGGAGUGAUGGUUCAUAUUGGGGAAGUGGCAUACGGGUCUUAUAG
Molecule: messenger RNA, 1596 nt
Organism: Penicillium soppii
Lineage: Eukaryota; Fungi; Ascomycota; Eurotiomycetes; Eurotiales; Aspergillaceae
Product: wax synthase family protein
Exons: 1
Coding region: 1-1596 (531 amino acids)
Biological process (GO): lipid metabolic process
Source: RefSeq, a predicted model, not a curated record